Molecule: messenger RNA, 1236 nt
Organism: Penicillium soppii
Lineage: Eukaryota; Fungi; Ascomycota; Eurotiomycetes; Eurotiales; Aspergillaceae
Product: tyrosinase family protein
Exons: 2
Coding region: 1-1236 (411 amino acids)
Molecular function (GO): oxidoreductase activity
Source: RefSeq, a predicted model, not a curated record
AUGGUUGCUUUUUCCGCUUUUGUCGUGGGAGCUUUAUUUUCACAGACAUGGGCUAUGCCCGCUGUCUCUCAGAACGCAGCGGUGGGUUCAGCUGCGACUCCCACCGUUGCGUCCACUUCGCUGCCGGUCGCUGCGGCCCAACUCGACCAGCUCGCGGAGUUGGCCUACAAAACCACGACUGACAAUGUCGCCGGCGAUUCUGACCUUGAGAAGCGUAGUGGCUGCACGCUUGGAAAUCUCCGAAUUCGUCGUGAUUGGAGGAUUUUCUCUGCUAAGCAGAAAAAGUCCUACAUCAGCUCUGUCGUCUGUCUCCAGAAGCUGCCGUCGCUGACUCCCCCAGAAGUGGCUCCCGGUGCGCGGUCUCGUUACGAUGACUUUGUCGCAACGCAUAUCAACCAGACUCUGGGAAUCCACUACACUGGAACCUUCCUGGCGUGGCACCGGUACUUCAUUUGGAACUUUGAACAAGCCCUGCGCAACGAGUGUGGCUACACCGGCGACUAUCCCUAUUGGAACUGGGCUGCUGACGCCCACGACCUUGAAAGCUCCGAAGUGUUCGAUGGCAGCGACACUUCGAUGUCCGGCAACGGUGCCGCAACCAACACCACCGGCGACAUCCAGCUCAGCCUGGGCACGUACCCAGUCAUCCAAUUGCCCACAGGCACAGGUGGUGGCUGCGUAACCAGCGGUCCAUUCAAAGACUACAAAGUCAACCUUGGCCCGGUGGCAUUGAUGCUUCCGGGCGGCAAAACCAGCUCAGCAGCCAACCCGCUCGCGUACAACCCGCGCUGUCUGAGCCGUGACCUGACCACCGCAAUUGUCCAAGCAUAUGCCAACUACACCUCAGUUGUGGAUUUGAUUCUGAGCAACGACGAUAUCUGGAACUUCGAAAUGAACAUGCAGGGUGUUCCCGGCAGUGGCUCGAUCGGCGUGCACGGUGGCGGACACUACUCUAUGGGCGGUGAUCCGGCUCGCGAUGUCUACGUGAGCCCUGGUGACCCUGCUUUCUGGCACCACCACGGUAUGAUUGAUCGUACUUGGUGGAUCUGGCAGAAUUUGGACUUGGAGAAGCGCCAGAAUGCUAUCUCUGGCACUGGGACCUUCUUGAAUAUGCCCGAGUCGGCUAACACUACUCUUGAUACCGUUGUUGAUAUUGGUUAUGCUGGUGGUGAGCCUAUUACCAUGCGUGAUCUCAUGAGUACCACCUCUGGUCCAUUCUGCUAUGUUUACCUGUAA